Eimeria acervulina is the source of this 354-nucleotide messenger RNA. RefSeq lists its product as hypothetical. Bases 1 to 354 code for a protein of 117 amino acids. NCBI's taxonomy places the organism in Eukaryota, Apicomplexa, Conoidasida, Eucoccidiorida, Eimeriidae. The transcript has 3 exons. The record is from RefSeq and is a predicted model, not a curated record.
AUGGGGGUUCAGGCGCCGAGCCUCCAAGAUGUGUGCUGUCUGGGGAAGCUACAUCGCAUUACCGUAGAUCAGGUUGACUGGGAGCUUCUGCAGAGUGCGUUGAAUGCUGGGCACAAAACACAACUGUGGAAAGAUUUGUUGAAAGCGUAUUCGGGUUGGAGGCAUCGAUUUGAUAGGGAUGGGGAUGAGGAAGGGGUCCGUCAAUGCGGCGUCUGUCCAGAGAGUGCGUUGCUCGAUGGGCAUGGACCACUGGUCGACGGAGCGUCGACACAGAAGAGCCUAGGUUGCAGUUUGCCCAAUGUCCACAUCGUGUUUGCGGUUGCGCCAUAUCCACCGGGGGGCCGGGCGGGUUAG